Hermetia illucens (black soldier fly) is the source of this 1128-nucleotide messenger RNA. RefSeq names its product S-adenosylmethionine mitochondrial carrier protein homolog. Lineage: Eukaryota; Metazoa; Arthropoda; Insecta; Diptera; Stratiomyidae. The transcript has 5 exons. Gene Ontology annotation, cellular component: mitochondrial inner membrane. Gene Ontology annotation, molecular function: S-adenosyl-L-methionine transmembrane transporter activity. The record is from RefSeq and is a predicted model, not a curated record. Gene Ontology annotation, biological process: transmembrane transport. The coding region runs from base 145 to 984 and encodes 279 amino acids.
GCAAAUAAGAAUGUAAACAAAGAGCCAUCAAACAUUUACUGUGCUUAUCAGAACCCUCGCGAUAGGUUAUCGGCAGAACUUAUGGGAUGGAGCCUACAAUUUGCGAUUGAAUUCCAUCUAAUAAGCUGACAGACAUCAAGUAAAAUGGAAGUCGAGGCCACGACCACUUCUCACUACAAAUUUAUGUCGGCGUUGAUUUCCGGCGGGGUAGCUGGCUUAGUUGUGGAUAUUGCUUUAUUUCCGAUUGAUACGGUUAAGACAAGAUUACAAAGCGAACGAGGAUUUUGGCGGUCAGGAGGAUUUUCAGGCAUAUAUAAAGGACUAGCACCAACGGCAGCUGGAAGUGCUCCCACUGCCGCACUUUUCUUCUGCGUGUAUGAAGGAUGUAAAUUUUACCUGGAGCAACAGACUCAGCAGAAAAAUGUGCCAGUUAUUCACAUGUUUUCUGCGUCGAUGGCGGAAAUUGCAGCUUGUCUGAUCCGAGUUCCAGUCGAGAUAGCCAAACAGCGGAGACAAGCUUUGCUCUCAAAAGCGAACACAAAUGCAGUACAAAUUCUAUGGGACGCCUACAGGACGGAAGGAAUAAGCAGGGGCUUGUACAGAGGCUACUUAACCACGAUUUUGCGGGAAGUGCCUUUCUCUUUAAUACAGUUCCCAUUGUGGGAAUUCUUCAAAGCGAACUGGACGAGUACUACCGGUACCACAUUAACGCCAUUUGCCGUGGCCCUUUGCGGAGCAUGUGCCGGCGGGAUUUCCGCAGCCGCCACCACACCUUUGGAUCUAGCGAAAACGAGGAUAAUGCUGGCUGACCAGGUGGGGAGUAAUAGGCUCAAUCUGGUUUCGGUACUAGCUCCGAUCUACAAAGACAGAGGAAUUGCUGGGCUUUUCGCAGGAGUCGUGCCACGGGUCAUUUGGAUCACCUUAGGCGGCGCCAUCUUCUUCGGCUUCUACGAUCUUACAUCCAGAGCUUUUCAAACCGACUGACAAGCAGCUGCUCCCCUUUAUCCAUAGUGGGAUGGUCCGAAGUCCUUAGUUUACAAGUGGCGACAAAAGUGUUGUAAGAAGUAACACUACAUAGCAAUGCGUUUAGCCAUAGAGUGCAAUAAAUUGUAAUUUUUUAAAUAAGUA